CCUGGAACUGCAGGUGUGCUACCAAGCGUAAUGCCGAAUCCAGCGGUAGCUCCUGUCGUUCCUGCUCCUCAACCUCUUUCACAAUCUGCCACCAUUGCUGCUCAUCCAUUGAUGAAACAAAUUCUUACGAAGAAUGCUCAGUUGUCUUCCUCUGGUUCUGUGAAUGGAGUGAAUGGUGUCUCUAAGAGCAAUUCUUCAUCGCGUUGCGCUUCCCCCGCUGCACAACCUAAUGUUGAACAUAACGAAGAAGAUCAACGUAAAGUCAUGAAUGCGAAGGAUUUCUCUGAUUUUAAAAGCAAUGCUAAUGGUCAAAAUAGUAAAGAGCAAAAUGGUACGGCUACUUCUGAAGAAGAAGGCAGCGACGAUGAGAAGCCAACGUCGCGCAAGUCAUGUACAAGAAGGAACUCUGAAUCGGUGCUGCAAAGCUUGGUGAAUGAGCUAAGGAAAGAUCUAGGAAAGUCGGAACUGAUGAAGUUUUCGAAGUUUCUUGGUCAACGGGCAGGUUAA
Strongylus vulgaris is the source of this 507-nucleotide messenger RNA. The record is from the annotation of a GenBank genome assembly. NCBI's taxonomy places the organism in Eukaryota, Metazoa, Nematoda, Chromadorea, Rhabditida, Strongylidae.